GAAUUUCGACUUGGGAGGCUGGAAGGCGGAAGGAAGGAGCGAGGGAAGCGCGGAGAAGCCCCGGCCUCUUUCUCGGUCGAGUUAGGUUUCUAUGAAAUGGACAAAGCUGCAGGUGACUUAAAAUUGGCUCUUCACAAUGGAUGUGAAUCCUUGCAGAUACAUGUAGAAGUUCAUCAAAAAUCAAACAGCACUGCAAAGAAAGAGGAUAUCAAACUGGGUGUCUUAAAACUACUAGAAAGGCAUCCUGUGGUCUUUGGUGAUUACAAAUGGACUGAGUUUGAUGAUUGUUUCCUAACAAAUAAUGUGCAGUCCAUUGCAGUUGUGGACACAGAGCUAAAGUUGAAGGAAAGACAGGCAAUUAAUCUGAGUAAGUGCAGCCUUUCCAUUCACAUUUUUCAUCUCGUUGAAGAAGGGCCCAGUGCUGAAAAUCUGGAGGCAGAGGAUGAGAAUAUUGUUGCGGCUAAUCACUGGGUGUUACCAGCAGUUGAAUUCCAUGGUCUAUGGGAGAGCCUUAUUUAUGAUGCUGAGAUAAAAUCAGAUCUAUUAGAUUAUGUGACUACAACAUUACUGUUCUCUGACAGAAAUGUCAACAGCAACUUGAUAUCAUGGAAUAGAGUUGUUCUGCUGCAUGGUCCUCCAGGAACUGGUAAAACUUCGCUAUGUAAAGCACUGGCCCAGAAGCUGACUAUUAGACUUUCUCAUAGAUAUCGCUAUGGACAGCUGAUAGAGAUAAACAGUCAUAGCCUCUUCUCCAAGUGGUUUUCUGAGAGUGGCAAACUGGUUACCAAAAUGUUCCAGAAGAUUCAAGAAUUAAUUGAUGACAAAGAUGCCCUUGUAUUUGUGCUGAUCGAUGAGGUGGAAAGUCUCACAGCAGCACGUAGUGCUUUUCGGGCAGGUACAGAACCUUCUGAUGCCAUCCGGGUUGUAAAUGCAGUCUUGACACAAAUCGAUCAGAUCAAAAGGUAUCCUAAUGUAGUUAUCUUGACGACUUCAAAUAUCACGGAGAAAAUUGAUAUGGCCUUUGUGGACAGAGCAGAUAUCAAGCAAUACAUUGGUCCACCUUCUGCUGAAGCAGUGUUCAAAAUAUAUCUUUCUUGCUUGGAGGAACUAAUGAAGUGCCAGAUAAUAUAUCCUCGACAGCAGCUGCUGACACUCCGUGAGCUGGAGGUGAUCGGUUAUUUAGACAGUGAUGUGUCGAAAUUGAGUCUCAUAUUGAGAGAAAUUUCAAGGAAAAGUGAAGGACUUAGUGGCCGUGUUUUAAGGAAACUUCCUUUUCUGGCACAUGCACUUUACAUUCAGUCACCUAACGUCACAACGACAGCUUUCCUUCAAGCCUUGUCACUUGUGGUGGACAAGCAAUUUGAAGAAAGAGCAAAACUUGCAGAUUGCGUUUGACAUUCUCCUUCCUCCUCCAGUGCUUGACUGAGUAUAACACUUCCGUUAGUUACACUGUUGUAUUGUCUUUCUGCAUGAUUGUUAGGACUUAUUGAGGAACCCAUAAAAGCCUGAGUAAGAACAAGUAGGGAAACGUAUAGUUUUUUCAAUGAUAUGUUUUCCAAGUGCAGUUUAGGCAUAGAGACUUUAUAUACAAUGAAGAGCUUUAUUUCAUAUGAGCUGUAAACCUGAUUAAUUCCUACAAAUAACUAUUUUUGUCACUGUUCAUGUACAUUUUUUAAAGCUGUAUCGGAAAUCCUGCACUUUGUGUACCUGUAAUUUGUAUCAUUUUCUGGUAUUUUUCUGAACUAGAAUAUUGUCAACAAAAU
Molecule: messenger RNA, 1763 nt
Organism: Lacerta agilis (Sand lizard)
Lineage: Eukaryota; Metazoa; Chordata; Lepidosauria; Squamata; Lacertidae
Gene: TRIP13
Product: thyroid hormone receptor interactor 13
Exons: 14
Coding region: 97-1395 (432 amino acids)
Biological process (GO): reciprocal meiotic recombination; meiotic recombination checkpoint signaling
Cellular component (GO): chromosome; nucleus
Molecular function (GO): ATP binding; ATP hydrolysis activity
Source: RefSeq, a predicted model, not a curated record